AUGGAAUCAGCCAAAACCCCAAGAGAUAUCAGCGAAGCACUUCUCAAUAGAUAUGCGGAGGAGCGGGACAAACGCCUGAAGCAUUCUGGAGUGAAACAAUAUGUCAACUUCCGAUCGCAAGGUCUCCAGGAUCUUGACAAAGACCCUUGGGUGGAUUACAAUGACCCGCGAGUCAACGACCCUCCGCUGAAAGACGGUACCAACAUCAAAUACCUCAUCACUGGUGCUGGUAUCAAUGGUGUCGUACUUGGGGGACGCCUUGUCGAGGCUGGCAUCAGUAGCAAGGAUGUUGUAUGUGUUGACAUUGCUGGAGGAUUUGGCGGCACGUGGUACUACAAUCGCUACCCUGGAGUCAUGUGCGAUGUCGAAGGCUAUUGCUACAUUCCUUUCCUUGAAGAAACAGGUUACCAACCUCGCCACAAAUACUCGUACGGCCAUGAGAUCAGACGCCAGAUCGAGCGAUGUGCCGAUCACUUCGGUAUCCGAGGCCAGUUCUGCACCAGCAUUGAUUCGCAGUCCUGGGAUGAGGAGAAGAAACUCUGGGUCGUCACCAUGACACGUAGCGUCGGAGCGCCGUCCACCUCAGAGACAUUCACCGUAUAUGCCGAUUUCGUCAUGAUUUCUGGUGCUCCUCUUACAGUACCAAAGAUGCCCUACCUUCCAGGGUUUGAAAAGCUUCAUCAGAAGAAACACGUGUUUCAUUCCGCUCGUUGGGACUACGAGUAUACCGGCGGGACUCAAGAGAAACCUGAUUUAGAAAAGCUCCAAGGAAAGCGUGUCGCUAUCAUUGGUACUGGGGCGACUGCAGUCCAGAUUGUACCUGAACUGGCAAAGUGGGCUGACCAUGUAUAUGUUGUGCAAAGGACAGCGACGCAUGUAGGGCCCCGCAACCAAACGGAGACCGAUCCACAGUAUUGGGCCAAGAUCACGAGCAAGAAAGGAUGGCAGAAGAAGCGAAGGUUAGUAUUUGAUGCAUACGUCAGCAACAGCAAGGGGUAUGGCCCUGAUUUGAUAAACGAUGGCUGGACGGCCACUCCAGCUGGGUCCGGCUUCCUGGGAUCCAAUUCAAGGGUUGUCGCCCCCAACGACGUCGAAGAACAUAUCAAGGACCUUCAUACGCUAGAUUUUCCACGCACCGAAUACCUGCGAAAACGCGUCGACGAGAUUGUUAAAGAAAAAAAUACUGCUGAGAAGUUGAAAGCAUGGUAUGGAAGUUGGUGCAAGCGGCCUUCCUUCCAUGAUGAAUACCUCCAGGCUUUCAAUAAGCCUAAUGUUACUUUGAUUGACACGGACGGCAAAGGUCUCGAUCGAUACACCGAAAAUGGUAUCCAGUACGACGGCAUCGAAUACGAUAUUGAUGCUCUUAUCCUAGCCACCGGAUUCACAGUUGAUCCAGACCUGGAUCCAUCUGAGAAGAGUCGUAUGGUUAUCAAAGGACGAGGAGGGCUUACGAUGAAGGAGUAUUGGCAUUUACCCGAUGCUGGAACCUUUUUGGGCUCCACAAUGCCUGGUUUUCCCAACCUUUUCGGCUACUUCAAUCGUGGUGCACCAGUUUCAUGGAAUCUUACGUCAACCAUGGAUAUGCUGGCUACGCUUGUUGCAAGCAUCAUAACCAAGGCACAAAAACAGGUUGGUCAAGGCCAACGAUUCGUUAUCGAAGCUUCGAAGGAGGCGGAACACGAGUAUGGUCUCGAAGUUGCGAAGAGAGCGGGCUGGUUCGCUGUAUUGCCUUCAUGCACACCCGGCUACUUCAACGGCGAAGCGCCGGAGCAUAGGACACUAGCUACUAGUCCCCUUAAGAGUAACCUACAUACACCAUCGAUGUACUGCUCUUCCUCCUUGGUAUUGUCGACUCACAAAAACCUCAAUCGAUCGCGCAUACUCAUGGACUUCGCAAUGGCCAGCGCUCCCAUUAUAGCUUUCGACUAUGACAUGUCACCCUAUGGCUACAAGACUAGAACCUUACUGGCUUCUAGCAAGAUGCCAUUUCAGCGCAGCCUUCAGCCCAUAGUGAUUCCUCGGCCGAUUUUGGAGAGCCUCUCAAUUACGUAUCGCCGCGUCCCGCUCCUUGCUAUCGGGAAAGACAUCUACUGCGACAGCUCGCUUAUCACAUCAACGCUCCAGGAGAAAUUCGAUAUUCUCCCGACCUCGCCCGCAGACAAAGCAUACGAAGCUUUUGGCAUCGCCCUUUUCGAAAGCGUCCUCAAAGUCAUACCUUCUGCGAUGCUAACACCAGAUGCCAUCAAAGACCGCAUCACAAUCUUCCAGAUACUCAAGCAUCCGGAUUAUGCCUCGCUAAGACCAAGUGGGUUAGCGGAAGUCCGAGGCAAGUUCCACAUCAUCGAGACUGAAUUCCUCGCCGGUCCGGGACAGUACAUAGGCGGCGACUCGUUCACGCUUGCUGACCUACACGCUGGAUUCGCGGUGGACUUCGCGCUGAAAGUGCAAGGUCUGAUUAACGAACCCGGCUUCAGUCAGCAUGAUUUUCCACGGAUAUACGAAUGGAUCUCCAAGUGGCCAAAGGCGGAGUUCGCGGAGAUGAGCCCAGAACAGGUGCACAAGACGAUUGAGAGUGCAAAUUACUCAGCGCAAGAGAUAGGUGUGGAUUCAAUGGACCCGAUUGGUAUUGCGGAGGGGACUGAGAUCACGGUGGAAAGCGCUGAUGCGGAUCCUGGUGCACAUCCACAAAAGGGGAAAUUGGUUGGACUUGAUGGAAAAGAGGCGGUAUUACAGCUGGAAAGUGGUGUGAGACUACACUUCCCAAGGGUAGGGUAUGUGAUGAAGGAGGCGAAGACUCGAUAA
Messenger RNA from Alternaria burnsii, 2802 nucleotides. RefSeq names its product phenylacetone monooxygenase. Bases 1 to 2802 code for a protein of 933 amino acids. The record is from RefSeq and is a predicted model, not a curated record. The transcript is spliced from 4 exons. NCBI's taxonomy places the organism in Eukaryota, Fungi, Ascomycota, Dothideomycetes, Pleosporales, Pleosporaceae.